Plasmodium yoelii is the source of this 1680-nucleotide messenger RNA. Its product is annotated as conserved Plasmodium protein, unknown function. Bases 1 to 1680 code for a protein of 559 amino acids. Lineage: Eukaryota; Apicomplexa; Aconoidasida; Haemosporida; Plasmodiidae. The record is from RefSeq and is a predicted model, not a curated record. The transcript has a single exon.
AUGAAUGAAAAUAAUAUAUCAGAAAAAAAUGAUAACGACUUUUUAAGUGGAAUAGAUAAAUUGCAUUCGAUAGUAACUGGAAAUGAUAACAAUAAUAAUAAUGCCGAAAUAAAUAAUGUUGACAAACCCGAUUUAAAAUUUGCUAACCAUAGAACAGAAACAGAUACACCAAACAAAUUACAAGCCUCUUAUAAUUUAGCCCCAACAAAUAAUGCUAACCAAACAAAUAAUGAUAACCAAAGAAGUAAUGAUAACCAAAGAAGCAAUGAUAACAAAUCAAAAGACAAACUUCAAAAAGAGUCAUCUCCAUUUGAAAGCAAUCUUAAUAAAGAAAGUUUUAUAAAUAACAAUGAUACAUCUUCCGAUGUUCGUAAUAUAAAAAAAUCUGGAAAACAGUAUAAUAAAAAAAAUAAUAACGAUUCCAAGAGUAAAGCCUUUAUAACUAAAGAAAAUGGGGAAAAAAAAAAUUAUAAAAAAAAUUAUAUUAACUACAUCAAAUUAAAUAAUGCAAAAUUAGAAGAUAUGGAUUAUACAAGUCAUCUUGAAUUUAUUAAUCAAAAUUAUUAUUUUAAAGAAUUAAAUAAUAUACCAAAUAAAAAAACAGAUCAUAUUGAUAUUAAUAUUUGUUAUUCUAGUAAAAGUGAAAAAUCUUUAGAUGAAAGUGAUGAUGAUAGUUCUACUGAUUCUGUCGAAAAUUUUUAUGAAAAUAUUUAUCAAGAAAACCCUUCACUAAAUUUUUAUAAAAAUUCAUUAUGUACAAAAAAUACAAAAAAUCAAUUAAAUUUUGAAAAUUAUUUUAACUCAAAAAAUAAUGCUGCUGACGAAAUAAAUGUUUUAAAUAAUUAUAUUAAAACAUUAACAGAACAAUCACAAAAAUCAUCAUCUCAUAUAGAUAUUGAUAAUAAAUUAAUUAAUAUCUUAUCUUUGUCAUUUUUAACAUUUAUUGAUCAUGUAAUUUAUGAUUCUCAUAUAUAUGCAUUAAAAAACCAAAUCCCUUCAAAUAUGCAAAAUGAAAAAAAUGACGAAACAAAAGAGAACCAAAACGCUACUAGUAAUAACAUGGAAAGUAACAUGGAAAAUAUCAUAAAAAAUAACAUGGAAAAUAUCAUAAAAAAUAAUACUACCAUUAAAAAUAUAGAAAUAUCUAAGGAUACCAAUGAAUUAAUAAAUAACUCUAAAGAAACAAAUAAACAAAAAAAAACACAAAUUAUUUAUAAUCCCGAUGUAAUCAAUUUAUGUCUAAAUAAUUUAUACAACCAAAAAUUAGUAAAUGAUAUUAUAAAUGAAAAUAAAGACCAAAUAAAAACUGGCCAUCCUAACAAAACUAAUAAAAAUAUUCAAAAUGAUGGCAAACAUAUCCAAAAUGAUGGCAAACAUAUCCAAAAUGGUAGCAAACAUAUCCAAAAUGAUGGCAAACAUAUCCAAAAUGAUGCAAACAUUUUGAGCAACAAUGCACGAAUAUAUAAUUCUCCUCAUCAUGAUACUGAUAUAAUUGACAUCCAACACACUACAAAUCUCAAUAAUAGUCAAGACUCAUUAAAAAUGAAACUAGCCAAUAAGUUACAACAAAGAAAACUUAUUAUUAACAAAAUAAAUGAAAAAAUUAAACAAAAUUCUGAAAACAUAUCAAAUUUUGUAAAUUCGAAUAACUAUUCUCUUGAAGACAUUUUUGAGCUUUAA